This is a messenger RNA of Clonostachys byssicola, 1137 nucleotides long. Lineage: Eukaryota; Fungi; Ascomycota; Sordariomycetes; Hypocreales; Bionectriaceae. The record is from the annotation of a GenBank genome assembly.
AUGCCUUCCCGAUCACGCCCUUCGCGGUCCUCGCGAUCGCGAACCCGCCGGCGAAAACAUCACCGAAAACAUCCCGAGAUCGAUAAAAAUGACCCCGAGAUCAUUUGGCGGACAGAUCAACAUCGUUACCUGCGCCGUUUGGAAGCUCAACUAGAGGAACGCUACAAAACGGUCAGAUACACGGAGGCUGAGCUGACUUCUCUGGGAUACAAGCUCGGUGCGCCCCUCGAUGUCGACGACCCCAAGCCGCUCGACCUUGAUUCCAGAUUCUUUGUACCUGCGACCCCGGCACAGGUUGAGGAAGCACUUCAUGACUAUGAUCAGGGACUUGAUGGAAGUUGGUCAUGCUACCCGCCCAUUGUAGUCCCACGAAGAGCAGCAUGCCGCGGACAGAAUGCAAAUAGGACGUUUGAGAGCCGACUCAAGACCUAUUAUGCUCAGCGCGCCAACGAAGCGGACUGGAUCUCGGGCUAUUUUAGACAUGCUGCCAGUGUAGGCGAGCCUGACAACUGGGUUUGGUGUCCAAAUGGCUGGCUCAUUCAAAUGCUUUCCAGGUUCUUGUACAAAGACGAGGCACAGAGACACAUGGAGAGAGGCUGGCGAAGCCCCUCUGGCGAACCUGUUGUCCAAGAGUGUGGAUGGGUCCCCUGGUACUACGCAAAAGAUUUCUAUGGCACCCACGAGCCAACCAUUCCACAUGCUCUGGGUACCGUCUGGGACAAUAUGCCGGCCAAGCAACAACAAAUCCAGAAGAGCGAACUCCGCCUUAUUCUUGGGCUCAUCAAAGGCCAGCUUAAGUUUCCUCUGUUAUGGCCUCGACACCGAAUCUUCCCGGCUCUUGUGAUCAGUUUCCAAUCGCGCUUUACUGCUCGGAUUGUUCAAGGCCAUCUAGAAAAUGGCCAGAUCGUGUUGCGCCUUUCACGACUCUUGGACAUGCAUACCCCCGGCCUUCCACCUGAUGGCAGAAUCAUCAUCCAAUGGAUGAGAUCCCAGCCGAUGGCCGAGACCAGGGCUGCGCUGCCUCUUGAGGCUCACCGCGAACGCGUGAAUGAGGAACAUGCGGAGGACAAGGUUGGUCAAGCACAUUGCAUAGCGAUUGCUGGUCAAAGGGAUGGCAGCUCAGUGGUCCCAAGAUGA